Molecule: messenger RNA, 306 nt
Organism: Botrytis byssoidea
Lineage: Eukaryota; Fungi; Ascomycota; Leotiomycetes; Helotiales; Sclerotiniaceae
Exons: 3
Coding region: 1-306 (101 amino acids)
Source: RefSeq, a predicted model, not a curated record
AUGGGGACGAACAGUGUUGUAUCCUACUGUCGCUUGACUGACAAGACGGAAGUCGAGAUCUUGGGGGAAUGGGGAUACCUAUCCAAAUAUCGUAUCCUCUGGCUCGCUGGCUUGCUUUGCAGUGCAGUUCGUGUGGGUGUAUUCCCCUCUAGAGCUCCCCUCUUCAAUUUGAUGCAGCGAGUCCGGAUCGUAGUGUACGAUCUGAAACGAUACUAUAUUAUGCUAUGCUUGCUUGCUGGCUCCGGAACUGCAGAUUUCCACGGUAGAAAGAUCACGCUACGCAAAUUUCUGCAACAUUCAAAAUGA